Phytophthora sojae is the source of this 834-nucleotide messenger RNA. RefSeq lists its product as hypothetical. Gene Ontology annotation, molecular function: nucleic acid binding; zinc ion binding. The record is from RefSeq and is a predicted model, not a curated record. NCBI's taxonomy places the organism in Eukaryota, Oomycota, Peronosporomycetes, Peronosporales, Peronosporaceae. The transcript is spliced from 3 exons. The coding region runs from base 1 to 834 and encodes 277 amino acids.
AUGGUGAAGAUGGUGGACUUCCUAGAGGCUCACCCAGAGAAGCCGAAGGAGCUCGAGGUCAAGUAUCGGGGUGGGGAUGCUGGUGGAGUACUCGUGCUGCGACGACAAUGGGACCGAUCCCUUGCCUCCAACUGGGACAAUCUCGGAGACUUCUUCACUAAGCUGAAGAAGGCGCGUAACGAGAUCAACCGGAAGAUGAGCACGCUGGUGGGCAAGGAGAUGGUGACCGAGCACUGGCUGUGCAUGGAGGUGCUGGCUCAACUCCCAAGUAUGUUUUGGGGAAGCAGCAUCACCAUGACGGAGGAGGAGUUUACGGUGGAGAACGUUGAAGUUAGCCUUCGGGGUAUCUUUGGAGAUGAGUCGAAGAAGGAGAUCAUGGAUCUCACGAACAAGCGGUGCUCAGUGGUGCUCAACGUGGCAAAGAAGUUCACCAGGAAGAAAAGGACGCAUGAUCAAGCAGAGGCUCGAAGCUCGGGCUGCUACUACUGCUUCGAAGAUGGCCACCGCAAGAAGGAGUGCCCCGUCGUGGCCAAAGAUCGCGAUCCAGAGCGAGCGGGUGGUCCACUGUUCCGCUCGAAAAUCCGGACGGCGCCGAGCACGAAGAAGAAGCGAGUGAUGGCGGUCAAGAAAGGAAAGGCUGCGAAGAAGCCGGAGGCAGCUGGGGACGAGGAAAUGACUCAAACUGAGUCCAAUGAGUACGAAGACAAGCUGAAGAAGGCAAUUGAGGAGACGGACCAGUGUGCGUUCAAGGAGCCGCUUCCCGUGAGUGAUGGCGAUGAGGAGGAGAAGCCAUUCACCCAAAUGGACAUCGACAAUGAGUUGACACAGGGGUAG